CUCUCCUUCUCGUUUGCUUGCACUGCUUUGGUUCUGCUAUCUUAAGCGCACGCCUUGUCGCUUGUCUUUGAUCUGAUCGCUUUGUCACGGCCUUUUCACUCAAAAAAAGUUCUAUUGAAGAAAAAUUCAACUAUCAACGACUUUGUCCACUACUCGCCAGCACAACUUAUUGGGAAGAAAAGAUAAAGAAAUGUCUCCCGCCAUUGCUCAGGCCGGCUCUGCCUCCAAAGAUGUCAAGAGGGAAUCCGCGACUGCUCGACUUCUGGGUUCCGGAACCGCUGGAAUUGCGGAGCUGCUGGUUUUCCAUCCGGUUGAUACAACUGCAAAGCGAUUGAUGAGCAAUCAGACCCGGAUCACGUCAAUGGAUGGUAUGAAACAGGUCGUUUUCAAAGAGUAUGCAAACGCCUCCCUUGGGCGCAAGUUCACCUCGCUUUUUCCUGGUCUUGGUUACGCCGCUGGCUACAAGGUUCUGCAACGAAUCUACAAAUAUGGUGGCCAGCCAUUCGCAAGGGAUUACCUGGCGAAACAUCAUGGUGCCGACUUCGAUAAUACUUUUGGAAAAGGGACAGGUAAGGCCAUCAUGCAUGCUACCGCCGGAAGUUUGAUCGGUAUCGGUGAAAUCGUCCUUCUUCCUUUGGAUGUCCUGAAGAUUAAGCGUCAGACGAAUCCCGAGGCCUUCCGUGGUCGGGGUCUUUUCAAGAUUAUCUCCGAUGAAGGCAUGGGACUUUACCGCGGCGCUGGCUGGACCGCUGCUCGCAAUGCACCUGGGUCUUUCGCGCUGUUUGGUGGUUCAGCCUUCGCCAAGGAGUACAUCUAUAACUUGCAGGAUUAUAAUUCGGCUUCCUGGGCGCAGAAUUUUGUGGCAUCUGUCUGUGGUGCCAGUGCCUCUCUGAUCGUGUCGGCUCCCCUUGAUGUGAUCAAGACUCGUAUCCAGAACCGCAAUUUCGAGAACCCAGAGUCUGGCUUCCGCAUUGUGUCGAACAUGGUGAAAAACGAGGGCCUGACCAGUUUCUUCAAGGGUCUCACACCCAAGCUGCUCAUGACCGGGCCCAAGCUCGUUUUCAGCUUCUGGCUGGCUCAGACGUUGAUUCCCGCGUUUGGCCAGGUCGUAUAAACGAGAAGAGCAUGGAUUGAUAUUAAUAGCAGGCUUUAGAUAUUUGGCUUUUUCUUUUUCUUUUUUUACUCUUUCGUGCGGCUAUUUGUACCAUGAUAGAACAUGCUGUCAGGCCCUUUGUAUUUUGAUAGAUGCUUUUUUUUUUAGCAUGAUCGAGUUAUGGGUAAGAUCUUGGUCACAAAAGUGAACUCCGCUUAAUUAUUACAUCGCCAUAUCUGAUAGCUAAAGGAGAUAAAUAUAAAUAGAUUUUGGGAUUCUAAGCACACGUGUAAGAUAUACCGGGGUCACGUAAAGCGCUUUUUCUGAUUUGUUUAUACAUUGGCAAAGGCCACAAGCCCUUAAGACAUAAAGGAGUAUCACGUGAUCGACAAUCACUACUUCAUUGUAUCUUUUGCGACUGGAAUCCUCCCAGUUGUCUUAUCUCAACAAACUGGACAUACCCUGCUUAGCGGGAGACAGCAGCAGAUAUGCCAAUCUACCUAAUUUCGAAGUACGUCGGAAAUCCAUCGUCUCAAUCCAAACACUAUCCAUACUGCAUGAACCGACGUAGCUGGUUUUGAACAUCGGCGAAUACUAAUACUGUUAACUUGGGCGAAUACACAGAGUUGGUGACC
Aspergillus pseudotamarii is the source of this 1728-nucleotide messenger RNA. Its product is annotated as putative mitochondrial GTP/GDP transporter Ggc1. Gene Ontology annotation, molecular function: guanine nucleotide transmembrane transporter activity. The transcript is spliced from 7 exons. The coding region runs from base 191 to 1114 and encodes 307 amino acids. NCBI's taxonomy places the organism in Eukaryota, Fungi, Ascomycota, Eurotiomycetes, Eurotiales, Aspergillaceae. The record is from RefSeq and is a predicted model, not a curated record. Gene Ontology annotation, cellular component: mitochondrion.